Leucoraja erinaceus (little skate) is the source of this 1258-nucleotide messenger RNA. Its product is annotated as grpE protein homolog 2, mitochondrial-like. Lineage: Eukaryota; Metazoa; Chordata; Chondrichthyes; Rajiformes; Rajidae. Gene Ontology annotation, biological process: protein folding; protein import into mitochondrial matrix. Gene Ontology annotation, cellular component: PAM complex, Tim23 associated import motor. The coding region runs from base 74 to 787 and encodes 237 amino acids. The record is from RefSeq and is a predicted model, not a curated record. Gene Ontology annotation, molecular function: protein-folding chaperone binding; protein homodimerization activity; adenyl-nucleotide exchange factor activity. The transcript has 4 exons.
UGGAGGGGCGUGGCCGCCGAUCGGCUGCCAUUUAAAGCGGGAAGCGGCUGCCGAUCGGGAGAAAAUCGUGGCCAUGUACUUGUGUGUGGGUAGUAAUGCGGCAAGCAAGCGACUAUGGAAGAGCGGGAGGAGUUUUUUGACCCUCUGUGCUACUCCUACUCAACACAAAACUGAAGAAACUCAAGAUUCAUUGAAUACUGCAAAGGCUAAUAAGUGCUGUGCUGAAAACACAGUGCAGCACAAGACGAAUUCUAGUCCCUGUGCCAGUCAAAGAAUGCUGCGACUCAAAUUGAAUGAGUUGGACAGAGAAUAUCGGACCUUGCAGGAGAAUUAUAAAAGGGUUUUAGCCCAUGCUGAAGACACCAAUAGGCGAGUUCGAAAAAGUGUAGAAGAUGCCAGAAUAUAUGGUAUCCAUAGUUUUUGCAAAGAUAUCCUGGCAGUGGCUGAUUUGCUGGAGAAUACAACACAGGAGGUAACUGAGAUGGAGCAGGCUAAUACUAAUCCAACAAUGAAGAACCUCCACGAAGGAUUGUACUUGAUAAAUGAGAAAUUAUGCAAUAUAUUUGUCAAGUAUGGGUUGGAAAAAAUGAGCUCCAUUGGUGUCAAGUACAAUUCAGCGGAACAUGAAAUUGUUUUGCGUGUUCCAUCUGUGGAAGCUUUACCUGGCACUGUAGUAAAAAUAGAGCAAGAAGGCUAUAAGCUUCACGGUAGAAUCCUAAGAACUGCACAGGUUGGGCUGGCUAUUGAAGCUCAGCCACAUUUAAAAAAAGGCAGAAAUGGGUCUUGACAAAUGCAUGAUGGUCACAAUGAUUAAGAGAACUAUAAUUUAUGAAAAGCUUACUGAGGUUUUUUGGUAUCCUGUGCUUCUUAUGGCUAGCUAGAGUGUAUUAGGCUUUAAAAUGAUAAUGAUUUGGCUUUGGUGCAAACUGGGAGAAAGUAUGAAACUUUACAACUUCGUAAGUGCUUUCCAUGGAAAUGGCUAGGCCACUUUCAUGCAUGCACUAAAAUCAAACCAAAUUGACUUCCUACAGUACUUGAAGCUAGGGGCCUUCCUGAAAUUGAUAUUUUCUCCCUGUCAUUGCCAAAGACCCACUUGUUGUGUCCAUUCACUUGUUGUGAAUGGCAGAUGAAAAUGGAAAAGGACACUUCCCAGACAAUGCUUCCAAUCAACAGUUGGACCCUAAAAGAAUUGUGGGUGUGCUCUUAUUUACAGUGAUUGUAGCUUUGGUAGAAUUUGCCUUACCAUGGGGGGGGGGGG